CGCCCUUUUUCACACGUAUAAAACCCUCCCUUCUCAUCAAUCCCUUUUCUAUUUCUCACUUCCAUUAUUCAUUCCUCUUCUUAAAGCAACUCACAAAACGCGUCGUCUGACGUCCCUUCCACCAUCAUCUCAUCUCAUCUCAUCUCAUCCUCAUCUCCUUUUAAUCCUGCGCACAAGCUGGCUUGCAGAAUCAUGAUAUUUUGAACCCACCGAUUCAGAACUCAUUAAUUAUUACUCCCUCAGUCCCCAGAUUAGCUACACUCUGAACUGUAUAUAUAUCGAGUGUCAAUCAGUAGCACAAACUCAUCGAUCGUAAUGGGAAAAGGAAGCAGAGAUUGGUCGCAGAUCUAUGCAAUCUACGGCAUGGAUGAAUGGCAAACCUUCUUAUUUCUAUUCUUUCAUGCUUUGAUUUUUUCUCUCCUCUCUGUUCUCAUUCUGCAUUACUUCGGUCCCGUCACUGCUUCACUCUCUCUGCUUAAGGUAUUCUCUCUCCUGCCACCGGGAUCUGCGCGGUUCGCCGCCGGGUUAAUGGGGUCAAUUACGGCUUUGAUCGCCGUCUGCCUCCUGUUCGCGGCGGCUAACUUUUUGUACUCGGCUGUGCCUCUCCGUUGGGAGAUCUCUCAGCGUAUGCUCUCCGCUGUUACUGACUGGUCUAAUGUCAAAACUGCCCUUGACGUUGGCUGUGGCAGAGGUAUUCUCCUAAACGCCGUCGCUUUACAGCUGAAGAAGCAAGGAUCAUCAGGCCGGGUAGUUGGGCUAGACCAAAAGCGGUCCAUAACACUUAGAACGUUACGGACGGCUAGUCUAGAGGGUGUCCAAGAAUACGUCACCUGUCGAGAAGGUGAUGUAAGGAAGCUACCUUUUCGAGAUGACUACUUCGACGUGGUGGUCUCAGGGGCGGCGAUACGACGGGCAGGAGUAAGGGAGGAGAGGGAGAGGGUGGUGGGGGAGAUGGUAAGGGUGUUGAAGCCAGGUGGAGUAGGGGUAGUGUGGGACCUACAACACGUGCCAGAGUACGUGAGGAGGUUGCAAGAUUUGCGGAUGGAAGAGAUUCGGGUAUCGGAACGCGUCACUGCGUAUAUGGUUAGCAGUCAUAUAGUGUCGUUUCGGAAGCCUUGUUAUCAGCAGCAACAGCAGCUACAGCAUAUGGUGGGCCCGGUUUAUUCUUAUGCUGGAGAAGUCAGACUUGACUGGAGAUGCCAUAAUUUGUGUUAACUUUGUUAUAUAUAUAUAAAAAAAAAAAAAAAAACAGCUCUUUUUUUAUUUUUCCAUUCCGGGAAUUUUGGGGAGGCGAAGCCAAGCCAAGAUUUGUAGUAAGAUAAUUAAUCAAGUACUCGUAAUUAGGAUGAGAAGAGAAAUGGGGGGAUUAUGUAAUACUAUAAUGCUCGGAACAAAAUGGAUUGUGAAUAUUGAAACUUGAAAGUAUAUAUAAACUAGUACAAGUAUGGAGUAUUAAUAUUAGUCUACUACUCCGAACUA
This is a messenger RNA of Spinacia oleracea (spinach), 1479 nucleotides long. RefSeq lists its product as uncharacterized. Gene Ontology annotation, molecular function: S-adenosylmethionine-dependent methyltransferase activity. The transcript has 2 exons. The record is from RefSeq and is a predicted model, not a curated record. Lineage: Eukaryota; Viridiplantae; Streptophyta; Magnoliopsida; Caryophyllales; Amaranthaceae. The coding region runs from base 316 to 1215 and encodes 299 amino acids.